Caenorhabditis auriculariae is the source of this 3272-nucleotide messenger RNA. NCBI's taxonomy places the organism in Eukaryota, Metazoa, Nematoda, Chromadorea, Rhabditida, Rhabditidae. The record is from the annotation of a GenBank genome assembly.
AUGGCGCUGGCUCAGAAUUCGAUUUCCAAGUCUUCCAUACUUGCGGCUUUUUUGCUCUCUGCAGAAACGAUCGUUUCGUUGUCUUAUAAACUUAAUGGCUUACUGAUAUUUUGCGAGUAAGUCACAUGUGAAUUGUUUCUGAUUUGUUUCAAUUGUUUCAGGAUGAACACUGUAGGCAAUUUGUUUUUUCUCCCUACCGAUCAUCACGAUGAUUAUUACCUCGAGGCAAACAGAAUACCAUCGAGACCAGCAUCAUCAUUAAAAGGUUUUUAUAAUUUACGAUUGAACAAUUUCUUUCAUUAACCAUAUUUAAUUUCUAUGUUUCAUACAACAAUUGAGAUUUUACUUAAUAUGCAUUUUAGGAAGUUCUGACGAGCACCACCAAAACCGAUCGGAAUCUCCGCGGAUCCUGGAUGGUAUCAUAUUUCAAAUAGUUUAACAAAUUAUUGCUGGUUUUCAGAAAGAUUGGCUAUGGAGCUUCGAAACCGUCUGUUCUUUAUUCCUAAAGCACAGAAGGCUUUUGAUAAUCCAGAAAAGCCUUCUGAAAAUGAAAAUGAGAUCGAAGGCGGCGUUGUAUCACCAAUCUCACCAAGAGCGGCAGUCACAUACGCACACCGAUCGCACAGACUGCUUCGAGUUUUUAAUGAAGGAGGGAAUUUGCAAGAAAAUGAACAUGCAAUUGUGGAAAUUCGUCAGUGCGACAAUCCAAGCAACCGACACAACAUGAAGGUUUCUCAAAAGAAGUUUAUUUUAUAAUCGAUCCAAUAUUUUGUAGGUGAUUGUUAUUGAUGCACACCACGACUUCGUAAUUUUGCAUUCUAUUAUCGAUUGCGAAAUCUUCGACGACUAUGCUUUUUCUAGUCGUCCCCCACGAGACUUUGAAAGGUUUCUCGGCUUUGAUUUGAGUUACAAAAACCAUGAAGGACAACAAGUAACGCAUCGCUCCGGCCGAAUCUGCUCGGUUGUAGCUGACCAUCGAGGACGAAUGCUGGCAAGUGCUUCCAUUGACGGAGGAGAUUCUGGCGGCCCGUGUUACGCGGAAGACCGAUCUCUGAUCGGGAUCAUGGUCUCGUCAACAACGACUGAUCCUUUGCUCGGACAAGAAUAUGAUUGUGAUACUAUAGAAAAGGAGCUUCGUGACGCAUCUGGCAGUCCGGCCGAUACCUGGAUUACACCCGGACACAUAAUAAUAGAAGCAUUCAGAGUAAGUUAUUUUAAAACCUACACUGCGCGUCAUAGUUAUAGACGCACCCCUAUUUUUGCAGUUUUCGAAAGAUAAGUUGAACUUGUUGCUAUCAAACCUAAUUUAUGAUGGGCCUUAGAUCAAAUGCCUAACAUUGGAAAGAGAACUACAAAAGACUCGGAUCAAAAAAUUUUCGAAAUCCGUCAAAAAUAGUUUUUUGACCGGGUCAUAAUUAUAGACGCACCCUGGAUCAGGGCUCAUUUUUUAAUUUUCUUGGAGUUCUCGCCUUUCUUUUUAAUUUUAAAUCAAAACUAAAAUGUAGGAAGCCACAGCAUUUUAAGUAACUUUGAAUCAAGCAAUUUUAUUUACAAACCAUGCGAAAAGCGAAAAAAAUCGAAAAUUUCAGAAAAAAAUGGUCUCUUCUGGAAAUAUCAGAUAAUUUAUAUUGGAGUUUGGGCAUUAAAUUUUCAAAUGAUGUUGUUUUGAACGAUAACUGAAAAGUUCGAGAGGAAAAAAUGCUUCUGCGGUACGAAAAAUAUCUUUUAAUUAGGUGGAUUCACUGUUCAUAGGAAACCUGGCGUUUGUUGAACCGACCUCUCCCGCCAAUAAAAGUUUUUACAUAAAAUUUUCUGAUAGCAGAAACGUCCUGAGUUUCACUUUGAAAGUUUGAAGCUGAUUGUCCUUACUGGUAUUGGUUCAUUCCGUGCUAAUAGAAAAAAAAAGGAAACUUCUUGUUCAUGCAAAUCGAAGACUUUUUUAAAAAUUCCUUUUUGCUCUGACCAUUUCUUUUCUCGGUCAACACAAUGUUAACCUCACGCGAAGCUAGCGUUAAUUUGAUUAUAGACUGUUUUCCCAUACAUUGGAAACAUAAAACUAAUGAGAGUUGAUGAAUCUCCAAACGAGCAAAGUUUUGCUUUUUUUUCUGUUUUGGAAAACGGUUCCGGAAAAGAAAACAGACUUUUUCCAGAUGGUCGAAAAGUAUUUGAAAUAUUUAAAACCCUUUCUGAACACUUUUGCUAUCAAAAAAACCCUAUGUAAAAAUUUUUUUAUUGGCGGGAGAGGUCGGUUCAACGCCAGGUUUCCUAUGAACAGUGAAUCCACCUAAUUAAAAGAUAUUUUUUUCGUACCGCAGAAGCAUUCUUUUCCUCUCGAACUUUUCAGUUAUUGUUCAAAACAUCAUCAUCUGAAAAUUUAAAGCGCAAACUCCGAUAUAAAUUAUCUGAUAUUUCCAGAAGAGACCAUUUUUUUCUGAAAUUUUUCGAUUUUUUUCGCUUUUUCGCAUGGUUUGUAAAUAAAAUUGCUUGAUUCAAAGUUACUUAAAAAUGCUGUGGCUUUCUACAUUUUAGUUUUAAUUUGAAAUUAAAAAGAAAGGCGAAAACUCCAAGAAAAUUAAAAAAUGAGCCCUGACCCAGGGUGUGUCAAUAAUUAUGACCCGGUCAAAAAACUAUUUUUGACGAAUUUCGAAAAUUUUUUGUACUGAUUCUUUUGUAGUUCUCUCUUCAAGGUUAGUUAUUUGAUCUAAGGCCCAUCAUAAAUUAGGUUUGAUUGCAACAAGUUCAACGUAUCUUUCGAAAACGGCAAAAAUAGGGGUGCGUCUAUAACUAUGACGCGCAGUGUAUAAAUUCACAUAUAUUAUUUUUUAGAUGUGGCAAGUACAACAGGGAAUUAUCAAGGUUCGGCGAGAAAGAGAACCUGGAGGCCCGAAAGCGAAGCGUAGAGCAAUUGACACAUUGUGACCAAGACUGGAUUUCUUUCCGAUUCAUUUUUUAUCUGAAAAUUGAGGAAUUAGUUUGUGAUUAAAAAAACAUAUCUGUUAAAGUUGUUCAAGGUUUUUAGGGCUUCAUCGAAUCAUAAUUUGUCAGAGGUUUAAGGUUUUCUGAAAAGGUCAUUUAUUUAGCUUUUUUUUAUUCACCGUUCUAGCGCAUUUUUCUCGACCAUUUCGACCAUAUUUUUUUAUAACGCACUUUUCGACCAUUUCCCCAUUUUGAAAAUUGUUUGAAAUAUAUUAAGGAGAGCCAUUCGCCAGUUUCUCACAGUGUUUUCAGGAGAUCAAAUUCAGUACGUGCUCCAUCACGUCUUACCAGAGUAG